This is a messenger RNA of Brassica rapa (field mustard), 4778 nucleotides long. Its product is annotated as probable disease resistance protein At1g12290. The record is from RefSeq and is a predicted model, not a curated record. Gene Ontology annotation, molecular function: ADP binding. NCBI's taxonomy places the organism in Eukaryota, Viridiplantae, Streptophyta, Magnoliopsida, Brassicales, Brassicaceae.
GUGCAUCAAUGGGAGGCUGUUUCUCUGUCUCAGUGUCAUGUGAUCAAGUGGUGAAUCAAGUCUUCCAAUGUCUAUGCCUCAAAGGAAGUUAUAUCCACAACCUCCCCCAGAAUCUACUGACUCUCCAGAAAGCCAUGGGAGCUCUCAAGGCGAAGAGAGAUGAUGUUCAAAGGAAGGUAGAGAGAGAAGAGUUUACUGGACAGCGCCGAAGGCUUGAUCAAGUCCAGGUCUCAGCUUGAAUAUCAGUAACCGGAUCGUUAUGACUUAUUGAUAAACUAUACAAUACAAGACCCCUCAGUUUUCGGAGGCAGCGUUAUUCGACAACCUUAUUCGUUUAUUCCCCCCUCUCUCUCUUUCGGUUGUGAAGCAAUCGGAGGCUGUUUCUCUGUCUCAAUGUCAUGUGAUCAAGUGGUGAAUCAAGUCUCCCAAUGUAUAUGCCUCAAUGGAACUUAUAUCCACAACCUCGAGAGAAUCUAGCAAGACUCACACGAGACAGUGAGGCUCACAAAUUAUAGCAAGAUUGGGAUUUAGUGACACACGAGACAGUCUGGUUCCAAAACGUUUUCCAAAUUAUUACUACUAUUUUGAGUUUGAUGUCCAAAUAUUUAUAUAAUAAUCUACAAGAUAUGAACUCCGUUGUCCACAUUGUCCAAACGUUGGUAACGUUUUCUUGUACUAUGGUAAGCAAAGUGGCAUGAAUCUCCUACAAUGACUCUGUUUUCUUGAGCAACAAGAAAGAGAAUGAAGAUGGAAACAGAGGCUCUGUUUUUCAUUAACGUCGUGUUAAACAAUGAUAUUACAAGAUUAAUAACUUAGAGGAAAGUUAUUUGGGCCCUAUUAGAGGAAAGUUAUUUGGGCCCUAAUAUUAUAGCGGGCUCUGUAUCCUCUACGUAAGUCGUAACCAAAAGAGAUGUACCGGGUGACGGUACUCAUCGGUGCCGGAGAUUCACUCGGUGGGAGGAAUCAGAAUCUACAACACCUAUCUUCGAAGGUACUGCCAUUGUUUUUAACAUUUGGGUAUUCAAUUAGCUUCGCGUUUUAGGCUUCACUCCAGCUCAAUUCACAUUCUUUUUCUUAUCCUCUGUUUAUUUGUGCAGAGAUGGGAGGUUGAUUCUUCUCUAUCAAAGAUGGAUUAGAGAUUACGUGUGUAUGUAUGUAUGGGUGAAGUAGGCAAAAAAGUUCACUCCUUUCAAGCUAAUAGAUGCUAAGCCUCACUUGAAAGUCCACAAAUCUGUAAGAUUAAAGUUAAGAUUUUUGCCUACUCCUUCCAUACCAAUACAUACACUUAAUCCUGAAUCCAUCUCUCACGAGUAAACUACUUGAGUCUAAACCCUGAAUUGAAAAAAAUAUGAUGCAACCAUAUGCAUAAAGUGACCCUACAAAGCAAGACUUUGACUCGCUUAAACAAUUUCCACCAAAUUACAAGGUGGAGGAGAGGAGUUAAGAUGCUUCCUACCUUUUUCAAGUUUAGUUGCAAGUCAUCAUGAUUCAUUUGCAUUUGUGAAUCUGUCUUUUGUGUAUCAAGUGCAAGAUGGGUGGUUGUGUCUCUGUCCAACCCCAAGUACCAUGCGAUCAAGUGCUGAACCAUCUCGGUAGCUGCUUCUGCAGGAAACUUAAAUACAUACAAAACCUCAAGAAGAAUCUUGUGGCUUUGGAGACAGCCAUGGAAGAUCUCAAGGCGGUGCGGUCUGAUCUGCUACGGAAGGUGCAUGCAGCAGAAGAAGGAGGAGGUCUACAAAGGCUUCAUCAAAUCAAGGUGUGGCUUGAGAGAGUCGAGUCUAUCGAAUCCCAAUUCAAUGGUCUAUAUAGUACUAGAGAUGUUGAACUUAAGAGAUUGUGUUUUAAUGGUGCUGGCCCCAAGAAUUUAAGAUUGAACUAUCUUUACGGAAAGAGGGUCUUCAAGAUGUUGAAUAUGGUUAAAGACUUGAAAUCUAAAGGGUUUUUUGAAGAGGUGGCUAGUCCUGCUGCUAGAGCUGUGGGAGAGGAAAGGCCUUUAACCCCAACGGUCGUUGGUCAAGAAACAAUGCUGGAAAAGGCGUGGAACCACCUCAUGGAUGAUGAGACUGGAAUAAUGGGCCUCUAUGGAAUGGGCGGAGUAGGGAAAACAACUCUUCUCACACAGAUCAACAAUAAGUUUGUUGAUAUGUGUGACACACAUGAUGGGGUUUUCAUAGUCAUUUGGGUUGUGGUCUCUGGUGAUCUACAACUCCACAAGAUACAACACAGGAUUGGCAACAAGAUAGGAUACAAAGGAGUUGAAUGGAAGAAGAAAAAGGAAAACCAAAAGGCACUAGACAUAUUCAACUUCUUAAGCAAGAAGAGAUUCGUGUUGCUCUUAGAUGACAUAUGGAGGAAAGUAGAUUUAACCGAGAUUGGUAUCCCUAACCCAACAAGCCAAAACGGAUGCAAGAUAGUAUUCACAACUCGCUCUCUAGGCGUAUGUACAAGCAUGGGUGUCCAUGAACCAAUGGAGGUACGAUGUUUAAGCACAAACGAUGCGUGGGACUUGUUCAAGAAGAAAGUUGGACAAAACACACUUGAUAUACAUCCUGACAUUCCCAAGAUCGCAAGAAAAGUCGCUGGAGCAUGCCGUGGCUUGCCUCUAGCGUUGAAUGUAAUCGGAGAGACAAUGUCAUGUAAGAAGACGACACAAGAAUGGUACCAUGCGGUUGAUGUUUUGAAAACGUACGCUGCGGAUUUUAGUGACGUGAAGGAGAAGAUUCUUCCUAUCUUGAAGUAUAGCUAUGAUAAUCUUGAAGGUGAAAAUGUCAAAUCUUGCUUCCUGUAUUGCUCUCUCUUUCCUGAAGAUGCUCUGAUAGACAAAGAGAGGGUUAUAGAUUAUUGGAUCUGUGAAGGGUUCAUUGAUGGGGUUGAGAGUAAAGAAAGAGCUGUGAACCAAGGGUAUGAGAUACUCGGCACCCUUGUGUGUGCCUCUUUAUUACAGGAAGGAGGGAAGUACGACAACAAGUCAUACGUGAGAAUGCAUGAUGUGGUUAGAGAGAUGGCAUUGUGGAUAGCAUCUGAUCUUGAGAAGCAGAAAGGAAGUUACAUCGUACGAGCUGGUGUGGGGUUAAACGAAGUACCAAAGGUGCAUAACUGGCAACUUGUGACAAGGAUGUCACUGGUGAAUAACAAGAUUAAAGAGAUAGAUGAGAGUCAUCAUGAGUGUCCUAACCUUACAACUCUUCUCCUUCAGAACAACCGCUGUCUUGUAACUAUAUCUGGUGAAUUCUUCAGGUCUAUGCCAAGACUAGUUGUUUUGGAUCUUUCGUGGAACGUUGAACUCAAAGCUUUACCUGAGCAAAUAUCAGAGCUGGUUUCAUUGCGUUAUCUUGACUUGUCAGAGUCAAACAUUGUGAGAUUACCGGUUGGUUUACAAAAGCUGAAAAGACUGAUGCAUCUGAAUCUAGAGUCUAUGCUGUGUCUCGAAGGUGUCUCAGGGAUAUCGAAUCUGUCGAGUUUGAAGACGUUGAAGCUACUUAACUUCAUAAUGUGGCCAACCAUGAGCUUACUGGAGGAGCUGGAACGUUUGGAACAUUUAGAAGUUCUGACCGUAGAGAUCACGUCAAGUUCGGUACUGAAACAGCUCUUGUGCUCUCAUAGGUUGGUGAGAUGUCUUCAAAAGCUGUCUAUUAAGUACAUCGAGGAAGAGUCAGUCAGAGUUUUGACAUUGCCAUCGAUACAAGAUCUCCGUGAAGUGUUUAUAGGAGGGUGUGGGAUCAGGGAGAUAAUGAUAGAGAGGAACACAAUGUUGACAAGUCCAUGCUUACCUCACCUGUCCAAAGUUUUGAUCGCUGGUUGCAAUGGUCUUAAAGAUUUGACGUGGCUAUUGUUCGCUCCUAACCUCACUCAUCUCAGUGUGUGGAACUCGAGUCAGCUAGAAGAGAUUAUAAGCCAAGAGGAAGCUGCAGGGGUUGAGAUUGUUCCUUUUAGGAAGCUAGAAUAUCUACACUUGUGGGAUUUGCCUGAAGUGAUGAGCAUCUACUGGAGUCCUUUGCCGUUUCCGUAUUUGAGUCUGAUUAAUGUACAAAACGAUUGUCAGAAGCUGAAAAAGCUUCCUUUGGAUUCUCAGAGUUGUGUUGCGGGUGAAGAGCUUGUCAUAGAGUACGGAGAUGAAGAAUGGAAAGAGAAGGUUGAAUGGGAGGAUGAAGCCACUAGACUCCGUUUCGUACCUUCAUGCAAGUUGGUUUUGUAUGAUGUUUGAGCCAGAGAUAGCUUCCAAAUGUCUUUAAUGGGAGGUUGAUUCUCAAUCUAUAUGCCAUGUGAUCAAGUGGUGAAUCAAGUCUAGUCUUUUCACCAAUGGAGUUAUAUUCACAACCUUUCUGAGAAUCUAGCUGCUCCACAGAAAGUACUCAAGGCAAGGCAAGAUGAUGUGCAAAGAAGAGUUUACAUAGCGUCGCAAAAGGCUCACUCAAGUCCAGGUAUGGAUUACUAAUGUCCUGACUACAUAGCGUCGCAAAAGGCUCACUCAAGUCCAGGUAUGGAUUACUAAUGUCCUGACCACCGAGAGUAAAAUUAUUGAUCUGCUCAGCACUAAUAACGUUGAGUUUCAAAGUUUUGUCUUUGUGGGUUGCCUUUUCCUUGUAACAGAGUGUCCAGAGCUGAGAAAGCUUCCAUUGGAUUCUCAAAGAGUAGACAGAACCAGCUCGCUUCCAAGGAUCAUGAAGAUAAUGCUUAGCUACAUCAGUGUACAUAUGUUCUCUGUUUUGAAUGGUUUUCUUGUAAUAUAAAGGAAUGUUUAAGCAAACUCAAAUUUAAUCAAGACGAGUUCAUUGUCA